CGUUUCUAAAGUAGAUAGAGGUGAAAGUCGUCGUCGUCCUUCCCUUUCAUUUUUGAUUUCUCAAAAAAAAAAAAAAAAAAAAAAAAAAAUCUGAAAAUUCCUCCGCUCACUCAUUCUUUUCUAUUCAUUUUCCUGGCAAGUUCUAAUCUUUUUUCCUUUUCCUUUUAAUUUUGGAGGCAUGGAUCCUUGGGCACUGCAUGUCAAGAAUUCAACUCAUAGCCCCUUUUGGGUCAGGAACUAUUCAAUGAUUCCCGUGAAAUCAAAUUCCUGGAAUUUUGGAAAAGUUGGGGUAUUCGAGAUCAGGGUUUUGGGGGGGAAGCUCUCUUAUUCUUCUUCUUCCUGCUAUGGGUAUCAUUCGUUGGUUAUCAGAGCCAUGGCUAAGAAGAAUAAUAACGGAAAUGGUGAUCGAUCUAAUCCAGAAGGAGAUGGUUCCAAAGGAAGCAACUCUCCUGAUGGAAAAAGAUCUAAUGAUAAUGCUUCCCAGAAGUCCCAUCGUAUAAAUUGGGAUUGGAGAGAGUUCAGAGCGAAAAUGGUUAUUCAAGAGCAGGCACAGAUUGCAGAGACUGAUGCUGCCAACCACGGUGGGACACCCCAAGAUUCCAAACCACUUGGCCUGAAAUGGGCCCACCCUAUCUCAGUGCCUGAGACUGGCUGCGUCCUUGUUGCCACCGAAAAACUUGAUGGGGUUCGUGCCUUUGAGAGGACGGUUGUUCUCCUUCUCAGAUCAGGAACUAGACAUCCACAGGAGGGGCCCUUCGGAGUUAUUAUUAAUCGGCCACUUAACAAAAAGAUCAAACACAUGAAGCCCGCUAAUAAUGAACUAGCAACCACUUUUGCUGACUGCUCUUUGCAUUUUGGUGGGCCUCUCGAGGCGAGCAUGUUUUUGUUAAAAACAGGAGAGAAGGCAAAGCUUCCUACCUUCGAAGAGGUGAUCCCUGGCUUGUGCUUCGGUGCAAGAAACAGUUUGGAUGAAGCCGCAGCCCUUGUGAAGAAAGGAGUGCUGAAACCUCAGGAUUUCAGAUUCUUUGUUGGCUAUGCUGGGUGGCAGCUGGAUCAGUUGAGGGAGGAGAUUGAAUCAGAUUAUUGGUAUGUGGCCUCGUGUAGCUCGAAUUUGAUAUGUGGGACUUCAUCAGAUUCAUCAUCAGAAAAUUUGUGGGAGGAGAUUUUACAGCUAAUGGGUGGUCAUUACUCGGAAUUGAGCCGAAAGCCUAAGCAAGACAUGUAGGUGAUAGUGAACUACAGAAUUAAGGAAUGAAGUUGCGAAUUAAAGAGAAACAUAUGCAGCCUAGGCAUUGAUGAAGCCGAAUGUACAGAAACUCUCUUAUUAGUCAGAACAUCCCUUUUUCUUUUUGCUCCUUAAUCUUUUCAUUUUUCCCUAAUAACCUUGGUAGUUUAUGGUUCUUGUAUGUAAUAGUACGCCUCUUAUUAAAGUAAAGCAAGUCUCCUCUUUCCAGUUA
Messenger RNA from Hevea brasiliensis (rubber tree), 1457 nucleotides. RefSeq lists its product as uncharacterized. The record is from RefSeq and is a predicted model, not a curated record. NCBI's taxonomy places the organism in Eukaryota, Viridiplantae, Streptophyta, Magnoliopsida, Malpighiales, Euphorbiaceae. The transcript is spliced from 3 exons. Bases 179 to 1225 code for a protein of 348 amino acids.